Messenger RNA from Glycine soja, 654 nucleotides. RefSeq names its product DNA-directed RNA polymerase subunit 10-like protein. Gene Ontology annotation, cellular component: RNA polymerase III complex; RNA polymerase I complex; RNA polymerase II, core complex. The transcript is spliced from 4 exons. Gene Ontology annotation, molecular function: DNA binding; zinc ion binding; DNA-directed RNA polymerase activity. The record is from RefSeq and is a predicted model, not a curated record. Gene Ontology annotation, biological process: tRNA transcription by RNA polymerase III; transcription by RNA polymerase I; transcription by RNA polymerase II. Bases 97 to 312 code for a protein of 71 amino acids. Lineage: Eukaryota; Viridiplantae; Streptophyta; Magnoliopsida; Fabales; Fabaceae.
AUUUCCUUUCUUACAUGUUAAAAACCAAUAUAAAUACGGUGAAGAAGGACUCAGGCGUGGUUUGAGACUGUGAGCACUUAGCAGAGAGGAAGAAAGAUGAUCAUCCCUGUUCGUUGUUUCACCUGCGGAAAGGUCAUUGGAAACAAAUGGGAUACCUAUUUAGACCUUCUGCAGUCAGAUUACAGUGAAGGAGAUGCCCUGGAUGCUUUGGGACUGGUUCGAUAUUGCUGUAGGCGCAUGCUUAUGACCCAUGUCGAUCUCAUUGAGAAGUUAUUGAAUUACAACACUCUGGACAAGUCUGAUCCCAGUUAAGAAGGCCUUAGGGAGCAAAGGAUGACCAAGAUGUUUCAGUUGAAUUCCAUGCUAUCUGGCCAAUGAACAAUCUUUUUUCCUUUUCUGAAUUGUUUUGCUACAAGCUGGUCAUGGUUGUGUGCUGGUUCAUGCGAAUUAUGGUUAUCCGUUCGUUAAAGGGGCUAUGACAAGGCCCAACUUAUGUUAAUUACUCUUUUUUUAGUCUUUCUGAUGCAAAGUUGUCUUUUGAUAUUAAUAUCUCAUACACAAUUAUAUGUCUGACCAAACAUUAGGAGACUGACUCGAAGAUCUGAUUAUUUAAGAAUGUCCAAAUUGAUACAAAUGCAUGUCCUAAAUUUAUAU